AGUUUCAGAUUGAGUUUGCAUGAAAGCAGACGUACGAAAAGAUGGUACCCUACCACUUAGUCCUUAUUUAUUGUGGAUGUUUAGUAUUUGCAACAGCUCAACAAAACUUUAGUGCAUUAAGCGAUGAAACAUUUAGAAAGACGGUUUCAUCUGCACCAGAAGUUUGUGCUAUCAGUGGUUGUGUUCGUGGAAAAUCAGAAAAUGGACGAAAAAAGCCCUAUGAUGCAUUCUACGGAAUCCCUUACGCUGAACCUCCUCUUGGAAAACUGAGAUUAGAGAAUCCAGUUCCUCAUUCUAGUUGGUCAGGAUACUGGGAUGCUUCGUACGCAAGAGACAAUUGUUAUCAACAAAACUUUCAUGUUUCCGGUGCUCCCAUAUCAGGAUCCGAAGAUUGUUUAUACCUCAAUGUCUACCGACCGAUUGCUAGGAAAUCUAAUAAGAAACUACCAGUACUUGUGUAUAUCCAUGGCGGUUCCUAUUGCUCCUAUUCAUCAGAUCCUGGAUACUUUGGACCUGAAUAUUUUAUGGACAAUAGCGAAGUGAUCUUGGUAACACUCAAUUACCGACUUGGCCUAAUUGGUUUCCUCUGUUCUGGGGAUGAAGCUGUUAAAGGGAACUUUGGAUUGAAAGAUCAGCAAAUGGCUCUUAAAUGGGUAGCCAAAAAUAUUGAAUAUUUUGGUGGAGACGCCUCUUCAAUAACUCUUGCUGGCCAAAGCGUUGGAGCAUCUUCGAUUAAUUUGCAUAUGAUGAAUCCAGUAUCCCAGGCUCUUUUUCAUCGAGCGAUUCUAAUAAGUGGUACCGCCAUUAGUUCUUGGCACAAUUUAAUUGAUUCAGCAUCACAAUUUCGGCAAGUCGCGAAAAAUAUGGAACUUAGGAAAUGGGAUACUGGAUCAACUUACGACUUAGCCUAUCAACUUAGAAAGCGUGACGCACUUGAUCUUGUUUUAGCUGUCAGCUCUUUGUUUGUCUUUCCGGAAACGCCGAUUGUUCCCGUCCGUCCGUGUAUUGAGGGCAAUUGGGAAGGCGCUUUUCUGACCGAGGAUCCGAGAAAGAUUUGGGCUGAAGGACGAUUUGCCCAGAAACCAAUUGUUAUUGGUAUUACGUCCGAUGAGGGUACUUAUGCUUCCUUUAUAACUACAAAUCAGACCCUGGUAGACACCUACAACGCAAAUAUCUAUGAUAUUCUUCCGGUCCAAUUGGAUUUUCAUCCUAGAUAUGCUGCGGAAGUUUUGGACUUUUACUUCGGAGACAAACACGAGCUUGAUGACACAAAUGCAGUAACGUUUUUUGAGAUGAUUUCCGACAGAAUGUUCCACUACCCAACAUAUAAAUUUGUAAAACAGUAUUUAAACUAUGCAAACGUGCAGAAGAAUCCGAUCUUCAUUUAUGAAUUCAGUUUUGAGACCACUCAAUCAUUUGUCAAGUAUUACUCUGGACAAGACAUCAACUUAGGAGUAUCUCAUUCAGAUGACUUGUUCUACCUCUUCACAAUGACAACGCUUUUCCCAAUAUUUGAGGUUGAUACACCGGAAAGUAGAAUGAGCGACAUCUACGUUCGUUCAAUGGUUAACUUUAUUGCUCGGGGAGAGUUCAAAGCUUGGAGGACUUUUAGACCUUGCACGCAACAAACUUCAACUCCUUUCUGUGACUAUCAGAUCUUCGAUCGGUACACAAAGUUGGAUCCUAAUCAAGCGAUCGUUUCCGUUUCGAAUGAAAUAAAUUUCGAAAUGGUCAAAUUUUGGGAUAAGAUCGAUUACGGUGUAAGUGGCAUUUCUACUAAAACAUGCGCUGAUUGCGAGAACAAACAAUGCUAAAUCCAGUUAUUUUUAGAAAUUUUAGGUUUGAAAAAUGGUUGACUUUAACAUAUUAUUACAGAUAUGGGAUACUUGCUUUGGGUUCAUUCAUUAAUAACUAGUUAUAACUCAUUAUAUGAAAUGUAUUACAUGAACUUUUAGUAAGGUAUAUUAAUAUUCAGUCAAUAAAUUUCAAAAAAACACUGAA
Molecule: messenger RNA, 2001 nt
Organism: Phlebotomus papatasi
Lineage: Eukaryota; Metazoa; Arthropoda; Insecta; Diptera; Psychodidae
Product: cholinesterase 1-like
Exons: 4
Coding region: 42-1814 (590 amino acids)
Source: RefSeq, a predicted model, not a curated record